This is a messenger RNA of Rhododendron vialii, 1784 nucleotides long. Its product is annotated as plant UBX domain-containing protein 7. The transcript is spliced from 10 exons. NCBI's taxonomy places the organism in Eukaryota, Viridiplantae, Streptophyta, Magnoliopsida, Ericales, Ericaceae. Gene Ontology annotation, molecular function: ubiquitin binding. The record is from RefSeq and is a predicted model, not a curated record. The coding region runs from base 147 to 1526 and encodes 459 amino acids. Gene Ontology annotation, cellular component: nucleus. Gene Ontology annotation, biological process: proteasome-mediated ubiquitin-dependent protein catabolic process.
AUAAAUAAAUCCAUCCAUUGUACGCAUCGACUUCGUACUCUCUCUCUCUCUCUCUCUCUCUCUCUCUCUACAUCCUCACUCAACCUCAGAUAGGGAUUCUCUUCUCGAUUUGUCCUUAGGGUUUCCUCUUCAUUUUGAAAAAAGCUAUGGAAGAACUUCAAUCUCCGAUCGACAAACAGACCAUGGUCUCCUCCUUCCUUGAGAUCGCCGUUGGCCAGACCACCGAUACCGCCAAACAGUUCUUACAGGCCACAAGUUGGAAGCUCGAGGAAGCUAUUCAGCUCUUUUAUGUUGGAAAUGAAGGUGUCAUAGCCACUCCAUCUGCAUACUCUUCACCGUUAGAAAAUGACAGACCUCGGGCUGAUCAGAGUUCAGGUGGCAUGAAAGAGGACAUUGUUGACGGAAACGCCGGACAAGAUGACAUAGACGGAGUACGGGCACCUAUACCUGUAAAAAGGGAGGUUCUUUAUGACAAUGCAAUGCUUUAUGGACCAAGGAUGGGAUAUUCCACACAUGAAGCUCAUUCAGUUGUUCCUUUCCGCAAUUUCAAUGAGGAAAUGAAACGUGCGGGGGUUUGGGAUCAAGGAGGCACAUCUGUGGGUGAUAGUUUGCAAGAUAAUCUUGCUUCUUUAUAUCGCCCUCCUUUUGCUCUGAUGCACCAUGGACCCUUUGAAAAGGCAAAAGAUGCUGCUAAAUUCCAGGACAAAUGGUUCCUUGUAAAUGUGCAGUCCACCAAGGAAUUUAGCUCACAUAUGCUUAACCGUGACACCUGGGCAAAUGAAGCUGUUGCGCAAACUAUCAGUAGUAAUUUCAUCUUCUGGCAGGUAUAUGACGACACAGAAGAGGGCAGGAAGGUCUCUACCUACUACAAAUUAGACUCUUUUCCGGUGAUUCUUGUCAUUGACCCUAUCACAGGGCAGAAAAUGCGUUCAUGGCGUGGGAUGGUUCAAGCUGAGAGUUUGCUGGAGAAUCUAUUACCAUUUCUGGAUGGAAGUCCCAAGGAUCAUCACGUCAGUCUAUCUCAUAAACGUCCAAGAGAGGGUUCUCAGACUCCAGCCCACAAAGUACCAGAGGCUCCAGUAGCUGCAGAUGCAACUAAUGAAGAGGAUGAGGAACUGUUACAGGCUUUGGCAGCUUCUAUGGAAGGCACGAAAGAUGCUAUUGGAGGAAUCACCACAAUAGACAAGGAUGUAACUGAUGGAGAAAAGGAAGAAGAACAGAUGCCCCCACCAAAGAAAGCGACAUACCCACCGCUUCCUGAAGAACCCACGGGUGAUCGGAAUCUACUUUGCAGGGUUGGAGUUCGUCUUCCUGACGGUCGCAGGCUUCAGAGGAGCUUCUGGCGCACUGAUCCUAUAGAAUUGCUAUGGUCAUUCUGCAGCACUCACUUGGAAGAAGCUGAGCAACGGCCGUUUCGCUUGACACAGGCAAUCCCAGGAGCAUCAAACGUUCUUGACUAUGAUAGCAAAUUGACGUUUGCCGAGUCGGGGCUUGCUAACUCGAUGAUUUCUGUUACAUGGGAAUGAAGAAAAUCGUGCAGUUGUGUUGUUUCAAGAAUGUCGGGAUACUGCUACAAUCUUGCGUUGAAGUAUAUUUUGGUUUCAACUGCUGGAGUCGUAUUUCCUUGUUUUCGCUAUGGUUCUUUUGUUUGUUACUUUAAAAUGGAAUCCCUUGAAGCAGAAGGGCGUAAGGAACCAGUGAGUCAACAAGAUGAUAUUUAUUUAUCUGUAUAUAUGCCGUGUCCGGACAUGGAACUAAAUUAUCAAGGUUCUUAUGUUUUGAAA